Messenger RNA from Poecilia reticulata (guppy), 8072 nucleotides. Lineage: Eukaryota; Metazoa; Chordata; Actinopteri; Cyprinodontiformes; Poeciliidae. The record is from RefSeq and is a predicted model, not a curated record.
AGAGGGGGAAAAGGAGUCAGUGGCUUGUUUGAAGUUUUAAAGCAUCCGCGCGACCAGAACCGCAUUAAAAUGCCUUGAUCUGUUUUAACGUUACACGCUCGCGCUGUCCACGAGGUUGCGCUUACYUUUUUUUCUUUCCUCCAAAGGCUCACGGUUCGUGUUUGUUUUAUUUUCUCGUAGCUGUUGUGUGAGUCGUAACCUAGCAGCAGCAGCAGCCAGAGCUUUACAACAUGGACCUUUCAAGAUAAAUGUUUGCUGCUACUCUACCCUACCUGUGUACCUCAGGUUUGCUUCUGUCAAGUCUGACAUGACCUACUGAAUUCAACUAAAUGUUUUGAAUACGUCUUUAAAUCAAGGCUUUGAAAUACAAUUCCUGUACGGUUCAUUCAUAACAAUGAGAAGAGUUGUUUUUUGUUUCCCUAUAAUGCCACUGAAAACCGUAAUAAUGUGUUAUUGACGAUAUAAUCAAAUGGAGGCGCUCUGAYGCAGURAGCUUACUAACUACAUUAAUUAACCGAAUCUUUAAAAACAUCCCUUGUUCAAAAUGCCGCCGUCUGSUCUCAUAUGGGAUAAAGUGUCGAAAAUUGAUCCAAAGACUCUUGAUGAAUGUGAAAAAGACGAACUGGAUGAAGUCUUUCGCAUUUUUGUUGCGACAAAAGAAUGGGAGGUGAAGGAUAAAGCCACGGAGAACAUUAUCCGCGUCCUCCGAGUGGGUCAGGCCCUGCUAAAGAUGAAAGAGCGCGAGGUUAAGCUCCAUGAAAGCUUCAUCGACGACAUCGGUGUAGAACACGUCAAAACCGAAAACGAACUUCGUGCAAAAGUGUCCAGGCUGGAACAAGAGCGCAAGCAGCUCGGCACCGGGCCAGACAGCCGCUUUCUUAGGGAUGAGAUUCGGCAGCUCGAGGCCCAGCUGGAGCAACGGGAGAAGGARUUGACCCAGUUAAGGAAAGACAUGAGCAAGGAGAAGAAAACAAAUGAAGAGCUGAUUGUGYGACUGGAGGAGGCUGAGGACGAAGUGAAAAAGUUCAAAAGAGAGUUAAAAAAAUCUAAGAAGAAGAACGAGCAGCUCCAGCAGGAUGUGGAGUUCUACCGUGGACAGCUGGAGCAGAAGGAGCCGCUCACCUCCAGAGACGAUGGCGCAGAGACUCAGAGGAAGCUCAGCCUGGCCAACCGCCAGCUCUACCAGUGCCUGGACGACCUGCAGCGAGCAGAGGAUGAAAACGCACACCUGAAGACACAGAACGUGCAGCUGCAGAGGAGCCUGGAGGAGUCUGUGAAAGAGAUGGAGAAGAUGACAGAUGAGUACAACAAGAUGAAGAUCGUUGUGCAGCAGACUGACUCAAUUAUGGACCAGCUCAGGAAAGAAAGGGAUCACACGAAGCUUCAAGUUAGAGACCUAACAGAAAAGAUUCAAAGCAUGACUGAAGAGAAUGACCCAAUCAUGGCAGCUGUCAAUGCCAAAGUAGAGGAGUGGAAGAAAGUGCUGUCUGGGAAGGAUGAGGAAAUUUUGGUGUACCAGCAGAUGAUCCGUGAGCUGAGGGAAAAACUGCGCUCUGCCCAGCUGGACUUGGACAAAAGCAACAUAAUUGCCCUCCAACAGGUCAUAUACGAACUCUGUGGUGCCGUCCAGGAGCGAGAUAAUCAGAUCAAGAUGCUGAGCGAGCAGGUGGAGCAGUACACAGGAGAGAUGGAAAAGCACGCUCAGCUCAUAGAGGAGCUGAAGAUGUCCACAAACAAAGACAGAGGUGCUCCUUCGACGUUACAGCAGAGGAAGAUGGAGGAGCUGCAGUCUAAACUGAAAGCAGCGGAGGCCAGAGCGAUAGAAGCAGAGCGGGCCUUCAGGCAGGCAGAAUCGCAUGCUGAGGAAAAAGACAAAGCCUUUAUUGAGGCGUCAAAUCGCCUGAGCCAGUACGAGUCUGGCACUUACGGCUUGGAAGCAGCCAUUGCCGAGAUCAAAGAGUGUAACAAUCAAAUUAGAAUGAGAGAUCGUGAGGCAGAGGCCAUGACCAAAGAGRUCAACCAGCUCGAGCUGAGAAUCAAUGACCUCAUGGAUGAAAACGAGGAGUUCCGGGAAAAACUGGGUCUGGAGCCGAAGCAGGAAGUGGAUCUGACAGAAUUCAGGCGCGCCAGGGACCUCAGGCAGCGCCAGUACAGAGCCGAAAACCAAGUUCUUGCCAAAGAGAUUGAGCGACUGGAAGAAGAGCGGCUGGAACUGAAGAAACAAAUCAGGCGCUUGGUGAAAGAAAAAGCUGUGCCUGCUGGAGUCCCACAGUCAAGUCUGCAGCUGGAGGAAGAUGUCUGGUCCAGCAGAAAAGAAGAGGCACAAGRAAGAAUCUACACUGAUGACGAGAUAAGACAAAAGAAUAAAUACCUAGAGAAAGAACUGAGCAGCAAGAAGAGGGAGCUCGAACUUCACAAGUCCGAUUUUCAGGCUCAACUGGCAGACUUGUCCAAAGCAAAGAGAGACUUAGAGGCUACGCUGAAAGAUGUUCUGCAGGCCAUGAAGACGAGUCAACAGACCARUUCUGAUUCUGUCACUGCCGGCAGUAUGAAAAGCUUGUCUAAUGCUUUAGAUGUGAGCAGSCUAGGUGGGCAACCCCAGGCUGACCUCAACUCUCAAAUCCAUCAGCUGGUGGGCCGAAACGAAGAGCUGAGGCAGGAACUGAAAUCGGCUCGCGAGGAGGCGAGCAGCAGCUUCAGUGACCUUGUCAGAGCCAAAGAGAAGGUGAGCCAUCUCCAAAAUGAGCUGGAGCUGCUCAGGAAGUCAGGCAGCGGUGGAGUCCUCCCACGACCUCUGACCCUCCCCGAAGGCCUGGGCCCCAGCAGCACCGAGGUCAUUAGCUCCUUGAACGAGUAUGCUGUUCGACUGCUUCAGGAGCUGAAAAACAGGGAGGAAAAAAGCAAGAAACUUUUAGAAACCCUGGAAGAAUACAAAGAGAAGUUUUCUGUCAUAAGCCAUCAACAGGGACUCCUCUAUAAGGAAUAUUUAAGUGAAAAGGCAGAGUGGCAAAAAGAGAAGGAGACAUUCACAGACACUAAGAACAAGCUGGAUGAGCAAAAGCAGGUGGAUGAUGUGAAAAUUCAACAGUUCAACGAGCUGCUGGACACACUUCACAGAGACCCCGAGGAAAUCAGGAGGCAGCUGAGUGAGGCGUUCCGCAAGCUGACUGUGCUGAGGGUCAACGAGAAGAAACUGACACGCCGCUACUCCACUCUCCUGGAACGGGAGCAGCUGCUCUGCAAGGAAAACGGCAAGCUGAGGGACGAGAGCAGUCGCAUGCAGGCCUCUGUCCUCCAGAGGAUGGGCUACCUGCAGAGGUACAAGCUGACCAAGAUGAAUGCGGAGUCCCAGCGAGUCGAGCGGGAGCUAAGAGAUGAGCUGGCAGGCGCCAGCAGCAAAGCCGCCAGCGAUGCCGACAAGGCCAGGAUCACAGAGCUGGAGAUGGUCGAGGCCGAGCUGCGCCUCGAGGUCUCCAAGCUGCAAGAAGUCUCAGACGUGGCUUUGUCUCAGGUCUCCGCUCUGCAGGCCCGACACAAAUCCAAAGACAACGAAGUCGAGGCUUUAAGGAGACAAAUACUGGAUUACCAGUCUCARUCGGAUGAGAAGGCUCUGAUAGCAAAGCUCCACCAACACAUGGUGGYGCUGCAGCUCAGUGAGUCGGCGGCUCUGGGGAAGCUGGAGGCCGCCGCCUCUCACAUCCAGCGUCUGGAGGCCAACAUGCUGCGCGCCGAGCAGCGGCUGGACGCCAGCGAGCGAGCGCUCUUCCUUGCCCGCCAGGAGGGCCGCCACCGCGCUGCGCACCUCCGUCAGACCGUCCAGKCGCUGCGCAGGCAGUUCGCCGGGGCUCUGCCCCUCCGGCAGCAGGAGAAGUUCUCCCUGGCCAUGCUGAAGCUCCAGGAGGACCGAGCCAAAGCCCAGGAGGAGAGGAGGGCAGCUGAGGAGGAAAGGCGGAGGGCAGAGGGAAGAGCCCAGGAGCUGGAGGUGAGACUGCGAGGCCUGGAGGAACUCAUCUCUACUCUGAAGGACGUGAAGGGUGCCCACAAGGUAAUGGAGUGGCACAAGAGAAUGGAGGAGGCCCGCCUCCAGGAGCUGAGGAAAGGGAGGGAGCUGGUGGUCCAGAAGGAGGAGAUCAGCUACCUGAAGAAGCUGGUGGAGGAGCAGGACCGCACGGUCCGCUCGCUGGAGGAGGACAUCGUCCAGCUCAACUCUCUUAAGGAAGAGCGUCAGCUGGCGUGGGACCAGCGGGAGGUUGAGCUGGAGCGACAGCUGGACCGCUAUGAGAAGCAGCACACCGAGAUUCUUAACAGCGCCGAGAAGGUUAAGGAAGGGGAAGGGCCGCUCCCAGACCCAGCUCUGCCUCUGGCUCAUCAGUUAGAGUUUGCUCUGGGUAAAAUCAAAGAGCAGGUUCGCACCAUCUUGGAGCUUCAGGGAACAUGCAAAAGUUUGGACAAGAAACUGAAAGAGAGCAAAGUGGCUCUGUUGAAAGCAGAGCAGAACGUCGUGUCGAGGGACAAAGUGAUCAACGAGUUGCGUCUCCGGCUCCCGGCGGCUGCUGACCGCGAGCGUCUGCUGGCCGACCUCAGAAAGAACGAAGAGGACCAGCCGAGCAGCCAGGCUGCCCUCAAGCUGGCGCACCAGACCAUCAAAGAUCUCCAAAGUCGACUCGACAAGAAGGAAGAUGUGCUGAAGAAAUACCAAAACCAGCUGGCUCAGGCCAGACAGGAUCAAGAGGAGAUGAUAAAAAGACAUCAGGAAGAGUUGAGAAUAUUACAUCAGAAGUUGGACUUGCACACAGACACCUCUCUGGAUCAGUUCAAACARACAGCAAUGUUCAUUUAUUUCCUGACCAGAAAGAACAUAAUUCUUCUUCUUGCCACCCAGAGUAAACAACAUAUUUCUCCACUCACGCAGAUCAUGCACAGGCAUUUACUCUCUAACUUUGUAUCAAUUGUAAAGUUCAUGUAAUAGAAAGUGGACCAGGGAUUUACUUCUAGUUAAGAUGCUAWCAAAGGGGUGAUUUGUUCCAGGCUGGAGGAGAACUACGUUGCCCAGGUGAAGGCUCUGAGCGGUGAGGUGGAGGACAGGAGCAGCCAGCUGGCUCAGAUGGAGAAGGAGACAAGCUUUCUGCGCUCCGAGCUGGAAGCUCAGAAGGAGGCCAACAUUCGCUCCCCGAGCAACACCAUGAAAAACCUGGUGGAGCGCCUCAAAGCACAACUCACUCAGAAGGAGAAACAGCUCAAGGCUCUCAGUAAGGCUCUGUUGGAGCUGCGGGCGGAGAUGAUGUCAGCUGCAGAGCAGCAAGUCAUAGCCAACGCUGCCCAGAAAGAGCAGAGUCUCAACGUUCAGAUGCUGGUGGACAAACACACCAAAGACCUGAAGGUAAGAUCAAAGUGGGCUUUGUUUUCUUUUACUCGUAUGUCAUGGUUUCUUUCCUCCAUGACCUUGAACCCCAGAGGAGUUGAAAAGAAAGAGCAGAGCAGGACCAAAGAGCAGAAAGAGAAAAAGAACGCUGGCUUCCAUCCCCUCCAUCUGUCAGAAUGGAAUCAGACAGAGGCAGAUGGGAAAGGAGCCAUCGUAGAGAAUCUGCAGAAGAAGAUCAGGAGGCUGGAGUCGGACCUGGAGAAAAGGAACGACGUAAAAAACAUCAAAGAUGAUCAUGGAAAGACCAAAGAUGAAAUUGUGCGGUGGGAGGAGAGCAAAAGAUGGCAAGCUAGGAUGGAAAAGGUGAAGAAUUCUCUGAAGGAGAAGGAACAAGAUAAGGAAUCGUUAUCGAAGCAACUCGCCACUCUUAAAGAUCUUUAUGGCAGAUUGGAGCAGGAGAAGGCCGCGCUGCAGAAAAAACUGAAAGCUCGAGGUGUGACCGCCGACCAGGUGGUGGGGGUACGAGCCAACGACAUGGAAAGGCAGAUASAGGAGUUGAAGAAGAAGAAUUCUGAGCUGGAAACCCAGAUUGUCACCAUAAAACAGCAGCAGGCCUUGCCUCGUGAUGACGCCAUGGAGAAUCUUAUGUCAAAGAACCGACUUUUAGAGGAGAGACUCCACUCCUUAGAGAGGCAGAUAYCCAAGGAACCGUCUUCCAGACCCUCGGGGAGAGACUUCUCCUCCCGGGCACUUAGUGGGAUUUGUUCACUCACGUUUGAUGUUGAGGACGGAGCAUCGUGCUCUCAGCUUCCCRAAACCCCCGACCCCGCAGGAGACGCCCUCGGCCAACAGAGGGAGCCCACGCAGAGCCAGGCGGGUGGAGGAGAGGACCUGGACGCAGAUCGGCUGGAAGAUGAAAGGCAAACAGCGACAGUUGUUGGAGAAAAUGAAGAAAGCAUCCCUAUUGGAUGUGACGUUACACAGCCUGUGGAACAGGAUGAACCGCCCGACACAAAAGGGAACGGUGCCGAUCCCGAUGAUCGGUCAGAAAGAACGGAAUCCAUCUCGCCUCCGUCUGCAACACAGGCAGUGACGGGCGGUGGAAUGAGUGAAAGAGGGAAGAAACUGGGCAAUCCUGACCCAGACAGUGAAGGCAUGGAUCCCGAUGAUGAUGAUGAUGUUGGAGUUAUCCCAGAAGCGACCCAGAAUGCCGAAAAAAAGGUGGAAGAGAAAGAAGACAUAACAACAAGAACGGAAGUAGAGGAAGAUGACCAGGAUUCUUUCUCAGCUGAUCCUGAUGUUGAUUCUAGUAUCACUCUGAGCAAACGCCCGGAGAGAAUUGUCCACGCAAAAAGGGSCAAACAAACACAAAAACAGGAAGGUGUGAAGUAUCAGAAGACUUCGGGACGCGGGACCGGGACUCCAUCACAGAGAGAUCAGGACAUCUCAAAGGAAAACCUCAAGCUGGCCUCAGAGAACUUGGAGCUGCGCUUCCAGCUGGAGCAGGCCAACCAAGACCUACCCAGGCUGAAGAAUCAGGUUGCAGACCUAAAGGAGAUGUGUGCGGCUCUGAAACAGGAGAGAACGGAGGCCGAGAAGAAGCUGACACACCUACGGGGACCUGGUUUCAGCAGCAAAUCGGUUCCUGAGCUGGAGAAGACCAUUGGUCUGAUGAAGAAGGUGGUGGAGAGAGUGCAGAGGGAGAACGAGGCGCUGAAGAAGUCCAGCAGCAGUGCAGAGCAAGACAGGGUUGCCGCUUUGGAGAAGGAAAACAAAAAGCUGAAGGCUGACUAUGAGAAUCUGAAACAUCGAAGCGAAGCUGAGCUGAGCGCAAAACUGGAAUCCAAAACCAAAGGACUGGAGAGGAUCGUGGUGGAAAACGAGCGCCUCCGCAGAGAGAUCCAAAGGGAGGUGGAGGCGGCGGAGAGACUGAGAGUGAGCAGGACGAGUCUGGAGGCGACCAAUGAGAAGCUGGAGUCUGAGCUGGAGGAAACCAGGCAGAGGCUGCGAGCGGCUCUGUCCAAAGCUGCCGCUGUGGGGCCCGAAGGCAAAGSUUCCAGGGCCACUGUUGUUGCCAGGAUGUUUGAGAACAAGAUGAAGGAGUUGGAGGAGCAGCUCUCCCAGAAGACCUCCAGCGUAUUGGAGCUCAAGCAGCAGCUCAAAGAGGCUAAGAGGCGCGAGGAGUGGGCCGAGACGCGGGCAAGGCAGCUCCAAGAUCAGGUUGACUUGUUACAAAAGUUUCCAGCAGCUCCAAAGACUAAUGUGGGGAGCUCCAAGGAUCUCCAAGCUGUCAGACUGGACAGCACCAAGCCAGAGAGGAUGACCGUGGAGCCGAAACAGAAGCUGAAUGACGACCCGGAGCAGGAUGCUGAAGCUUCUCCAGAACCUGGUCAUGGAAACCUGAAAAGGCUCCUACAAGCGGCCGAAAGCCAGAAAUCUAAACUCCAAGCAGAGGUGAGAAACCUAAGGAAGGAGCUGGGGAACUUCGAUCCAAACUUUUUCGAAGAGCUGGAGGAUUUGAAAUACAACUACAACCUGGAGGUGAAGAAGAACAUCCUGCUGGAGGAGCAGCUGAGGAAGGUGUGCGAUCAGUUUGGCGUGACGGCUGAAAUGCCCAGCGUGUCCAUCAACUAACGCGCGGUUGUCCAGACUUUAAUACAAAGAGUUUUCUACUGUUCCAAUUAUGUUUUUUUUUUUACUGUCAAAGUCA